AUGAAGGGAUUUAUUGGAGGAAUCCCCGUGGCACUGCUGGCAGUUGCUGCCCAGGCCCAGUUCGUUGAGCGUCAAGAGCAUGGCAACCACCCUCAGACUGGUGCAACUGUCAUUGGUGGUCCAUCUGGCAAUGAUCAUGGCACCUUCGCGAGCCCCUACUCAGCCCACGUCAAGGUCAACAGCCAGGUUCAUGAGUACAGCCACGACGACCACUCCAUCAACCUGAACCAAAAGCAUGUGUACGGUGGUCCCCGGGGUGCGAAGGGUCCCCACGCGCCUGGAUUGGGACAUUUCCAGAAGCGAGGUGCCCCCAACGGUGGUACUGCUAUUGGCGGUCCCUCCGGCGAUGAUGAGGGCCAGAGUUUCGAGAUGCCGAUCACUGGGAUCUUCAACACCGAGGUGAACGAUUUCAACAAGGACGACCACUCAAUCCGCAUUAAGCACAAGGAUGUGCACGGUGGUCCCCGGGUGCCUGGACGGGGACAUUUCCAGAAGCGAGGUGCCCCCCACGGUGGUACUGCUAUUGGCGGUCCCUCCGGCGAUGAUGAGGGCCAGAGCUUCGAGAUGCCGAUCACUGGGAUCUUUAACACCGAGGUGAACGAUUUCAACAAGGACGACCACUCAAUCCGCAUCAAGCACAAGGAUGUUCACGGCCGUGGUCUGGCCGUUGAGUCAUUCGAGAAGCGUUACGGGCCUCACGAGGGCUCCCACACACCUCAUGGACCAGAAGACUUCCCCAACGCGCCUCACGGAGGCACCGCUAUUGGUGGCCCCUCAGGCAAUGACGGUGGCCAAAGCUUCAGCGCUCCCAUCACCAUUUACACCAACACUGGGGUGAAUACGGACAAUCAGGAUGAUCACUCUAUUGAUCUCAACCACGAAGAUGUCCACUACCGUCGUUCCGAGAACUUCGGCCGCCCCGCUGGUCACUUUGAGCCUCACCCGGAGCCUCACUUCGAGAACCACCCCGAGACUCACUACGAGCCUCACUACAGUCCCAGCUACAAGCCUCACUACGAGCCCCACACCUCGGUUGAGAACCACCUGACCGAUCUGAAGAACCUCAAUAACGGUCCUUCCGCUGGCAGCAUCAAAUUUGGCCGUCGUGGAGUCCCUGGUGGUCACUUUGAGCCCCACCCAGAGCCUCACUUCGAGAACCACCCCGAGACUCACUACGAGCCUCACUACAGUCCCAGCUACAAGCCUCACUACGAGCCCCACACCUCGGUUGAGAACCACCUGACCGAUCUGAAGAACCUCAACAACGGUCCCUCCGCCGGCAGCAUCAAGGUUGGUCCCCGUGGAGUCCCUGGUGGUCACUUUGAGCCUCACCCGGAGCCUCACUUCGAGAACCACCCCGAAUCUCACUACGCUCCCCACUACAGCCCUACCUAUGAGCCUCACUACAAGCCUCACCACUCGCUCCACAAUGAUCUGACCUCCAUCAAGAACUCUAACAAUGGUCCCGCCGUGGGUAGCAUCGAGUUUGGUCGUCGUGGAUUCCCCGCUCGACCUGGUCACUUCGAGCCUCACCCGGAGCCUCACUUCGAGAACCACCCCGAGACUCACUACGCUCCUCAUUACAGCCCUACCUAUGAGCCUCACUACGCUCCCCACCACUCGGUUCACAAUGACCUGACGUCUAUCAAGGACUCCAGCAACGGCCCUGCUGCUGGGAGCAUCGCUUUCGGUCGUCGUGCUUUCGCGCCCACCCGUGAGACCCCUGGCGGUGGCGACACUGUCAUUGGAGGACCUUCCGGAGAUGAUGAAGGAACUUCCUUCUCAGCGCCUACCAACAUUGGUGUGACCACCAAUGUUGACGAAGAGAACGAGGAUGACCAUUCUAUCCAGGACAACUACACCCAUGUACACCCUUCGCAAGCUCCUUCUGAUUCAUAUGAGCACCUCUCCGACGCUCACUACAACUCCCCAGCUGCUCCUGCCGGCGAGGAUGUGAGCGAAAGCCACAACACUCCUGCAACCCCAGCUGCCGUCCACGAGAAUGCCAAAGCCCCCACCGAGGAUCACUCUUCGGGAUCCUCGUCCAGCGCCUUCUCCCCACAGCACGACUCCACUCCAAGUGAUGAGAGCGCAGACUCUCAAUGCUCAGCUGAGACCCGUGAGGUCGUUCGCACUGUGACCAAGACUCACUACAGAACCGCUGAGGCCACCCCUGUGGCUUACAAGUCGGCACCGGUUGCCGAGAUCCACGGUACCCCCGUCGCCAACACCCCCCAACAGUCUCCUGCUGUUGACCCCCGGGCUAGCCACGGCAUGCAGGUCCCUGCUGAGGCCACCCCUAUGGCCUACAAGUCCGCCCCCGUUGUCAACAGCCACGGCACACCUGUCGCCAACACUCCUCAACAGUCCGCUGCUGUUGGCGUUGACGCCAACAUGAGAAACUCCGAGUCUGCUCCUGCCUCUUACUCCAUGAUCCCUGUCCAUGUGCCCAUGGCCACCCCCGCCGUCUCCGGCGCUGUCGCUAUGGCUACCCCUUACAACAUCCAUGGUAUGAUGAUGCCCAGCGGAGUCUCACCUGGGAAGUUCUCCCCCUCCUCAUCCGCGUUUCCAUCAACCUCUCCCGGUGCCAUGUUCGAGGGUUCCGCUGCCCGCACCUCCGGUGGGUUGGCAUCCGCCGCCGCAGCUGUCAUGGGUGUCCUUGCCUUCAUCCUCUAG
Penicillium paradoxum is the source of this 2676-nucleotide messenger RNA. RefSeq lists its product as uncharacterized. Lineage: Eukaryota; Fungi; Ascomycota; Eurotiomycetes; Eurotiales; Aspergillaceae. The record is from RefSeq and is a predicted model, not a curated record. The transcript has 2 exons. Bases 1 to 2676 code for a protein of 891 amino acids.